Molecule: messenger RNA, 1269 nt
Organism: Mercenaria mercenaria
Lineage: Eukaryota; Metazoa; Mollusca; Bivalvia; Venerida; Veneridae
Exons: 1
Coding region: 1-1269 (422 amino acids)
Source: RefSeq, a predicted model, not a curated record
AUGAAUGAUGACAAUGUGUUUGAUGACAUAGCUAAAACAAAUUCUGUAAAAGAACAAGACAAGCCUUAUUCACCUAGAAAUUCAUUCAAUUUAGACACAAAAACAGCAUCUCCAAGAAAUAGUUCAACUUUAACAGACAAUGCACAAAAUGUUGACACAACCCCAACUUCUUUAAAGAAGUCUCUGGAAAUGUUCAACAGAAGGGGAUCAGACGACAUAGGGAGGAAAUCAGACACAAAGAGAAACAGUUACUCAGAAAAAGAGGUAGACACAAAUUCAGCACGUCCAUUGAGUCCCAGUGUUCAACAUACUCUUACACCAGUUCAUCCUAUGUCAAAAGUGUUUGACUCAAAAUCUUUGGCAAAAAAGACUGACAAGCCCAAGAGGCCAAAGCCUGUUGCGAAAAAGCAUCAUCCAAUUCCUAAGGAUACUCUAGAACUUAAGCAUGAAGCAGAUAGAGUGAAACAGCAAGAGUUGGAACAGCAGAAGAAACGAGAAAGUUUGACAUUAAAUGAUGUGAGUGAAGUUGCAGAGAGUGUUGCUUCAGAAACUGUGUCAGAUGAACCCAAUAUAAAACCAUCUAGUAAAAAAUCUGGUAAAAUAUCCCCAAGAAAGACACAAAUAUUUGAUUCAAGUAAUAUAGUUAAGAAGAAUAGGGAACCUCCUAAAGCUGCACAAAAUACUAAUGAAGUUUUAUCUAACAGUGUGCCAAAAACAGUUUCGAUUGAGAUCAAAGAUUUAGGUGACACAAACACCAGCAAUGAAAAUGAAAAAGAGGUAGCUAUGGAAAUAUCUCCAGUUAAACCAUCAAAUACUGAGAAGAAAAAUAAUGAUGGAUUAACUGAAUUAAAACCAAAUAUAAUUGAAACAGUGGAUAAGCCUAAACCAAGAAAAUUUAAAGUGAAAGAACAAAACUUUAUUAAGGCUGAAAAUGUUAAAGAGGUGGAAAGAGCAAAACCCAUUACGAACAACACAGUGGAGAAAACUGAGAGCCCAGUGUCUGGUAUGUCUUCGUUCCUUGCUAGCCGGUUGAAAAAAACUCAACCAGACCAAGAGAACCAGUUGAAAACAUCUUCUGUUCAUCUUGCAAAUGGUUCCUCCCCAUCUCCAGUUCCGCGAAAACGACAAGCACCAGCACGUCCAGCCAGCAAUGGUCCUUCCAUGGAUGUUGAGUUAGAGUCAGAAAAAUCUGCACCUCCUUUACCGGCUAUCCGCAGGCCUCCUUUACUAAAAACAAAUAUAGAUAGAUGUUAUAAAUUGAAGAAAUAG